ACAAAAGCAACGUAAGAGAAAGAAUCGUGGCAAAUCGAGUCGGGCUCGAGAUCAUACAUAGUGAAGAAAAAAGAAGUUAUAUAUAUAAAGAGAACUUCAACGGAGGUUUCAAAAAAAAAAGGAGACAGAAAGAGCGACAAGUGUGUGACGAGAUCGUGAUCAAUUACACGUGACAGUUCUUUUUUUUUUUUUUCGUUUUUUGGUACUCCGUUGUUCGAAUUGAUUUUGUGCGUGCGAAGAUGAAUCUUUCGAUCAGCGCGACGAUCCUGUGCGUCCUGAUGGUGGCACUAAUGUCGGAAACGGCGUACAUCAGGCCACCCGAUUGGCAUCUAAGUCGAUACAGACGCCUUUCCGAUCAGAGACUCGCCGAGCUCGAAACGAUUUUGGCGCUACAAAAUGUGAAGGGUGUCGCGGUUCCCGUAGCAUUUGGAAAAGUGGAUCCAGCUGUCGUGGGGCGUAAACGAAGAUCCAUCACGGAAUCAAUUUUGGGUCAAUCUAAUCGGAUUCGUCCCUUAGUUUGGACGGAAGAUCAACGGGAGGAACAGAGAUUAUCGGACGAUUAUUUAAUUCAGAAGCUUUUCGGACUCACUCAAGGAUGAGACGGAAACUAGAAAAAAGGAGCAGAAGAGAGAGAAAGAGAGAGAGAGAAAGAAAAAAGUGAAGAACGCAAGAGAAAGGGAAAGCGAGAGAAAGAGGAAAUAGAGCAAUUAAAAUGGAUAUACACACUAACACACACAUAUGAACACACACGUACACGCAAACACACAAACUCGCAUUUAAAUUAAUUUCUCAGUGGUGAUCCGUCAGUCAUGAGCUUUCAGUUUGUUUUAUGUACCUUUUUUACGCCUUGAAGAAGUAAAUAAUUAACUUUCAACAAGCAGAAAUUACUGCGUAACGUGUGUAAAUAAUGGACUAGAACGGCAACAGCGGGAGAUAACGAAAAUGUAUAUAGGGCAUAAAUUACCGUGUAAAGUAACACGGUAGUCUUCUCCUUGGGACGAUCGUAUCCCCGGACUGCGUCCUCUUUAUUUUAAGUAUGUAUUUUAGAGAGACUUAACGAGAACACACAGUAUUUUAUAUAUAUAUAUAUAUAUAUAUAUAUAUAUAUGCGAAUAUUAGCUCAGUAUUUUUGUGACAAUGAGCGUAAUUUAUUUCUAUAAGGUAUCCAAGUAGCAAAGUGACGCCAUUUUGUCGCUCGAUGACGUCAUUCAACGUUAAAAUGGCGCGCGCUUGCUACCUAAGAACUAAAUCUCUUUCGCGAUUUGAUUUAUUAUACGAUCGCGUUAAUUUGUUUAUUCAAGAUGCUUAGAUUAAUAAUUAAAAUAUAGUAAUUUCGUAAAAAAAUAGUGAAAAAUUAUUCAGUUUUUAAAUAUCGCAGUCCUUUCUCGACUGCGUCGGAUGUUUAAAACGAUAUAUAUUGCUGUACCUAUUACAUGCAGACAUCGCGUAAUUUCGUAAGAAAACGCAAUCGUCAUUCUAAACUGGCUUUUCUCGAUUACGCCAGUUUGUUUCGCGGAACGCGUGAUCUCUCGAUUAUUCACAAUAUGACAUUGAGACUUGGAAAGAGACUUCUGUUCUUUCAUUUGAGAUAAAAAAUUACAGAAUCUUACGAAAUUUUUCCAUUUUCCCAAUAAAUAAUUUUCAUUGGAAAUUUUAUUAUUUUUAUUUUUACUCAUCAAUUCGUUGAAUACGCCAUCGCGAUCACUUUCAAUUGUUCUCUGAGAAUGGUGACACAAAGCUUUGAAACAAAGGAAAAAUGGAGCUUAAUUGUAUUAUAUCUCUUUCUAGAAUGCACAAGAGAAUCAGAGAAUAGUGCGGGAUCUAAAUGCAGCUUAAUUUCGCACGAUAUAGCAUUUAAUGAGAAAAUAUCUAUCUGAGUUUUUCCUUGCGACAAAUUUAAUUCGACAAAUUUAUUCUUACUUUGAUGAAUCUCUUUCCAAUUAUAAGAUACAAUUGUGUUUGUCCAAGCGAAAUUACGCGUCCGUUCUGUCUUUCGCGUACAAAUUUAUAUCGUGCUCGCCGGUAUAAAUUUUUUUCUCCUCCGUUAUAACACGCAAAGUGCUUGUUGUACUUUAUUGUUAGCAUAAAGGACCAAAAUUAAUAUUAAUCGCUUCGAAAACUUUUACGUUCGCCACGCGAGCGACAUACGUUGCAUUCCGGGCUCGGCCAUGUUUUCUUAUUUAGUCUUUAUUAGAUUCUUAUUUAGUCUCUUUUUUUUCUAUAUGCUGAUGUUUAAAAAAAUGAGACUUUAUGUCGGACAAGAAAAAAAAAGAUUAUUUGUUUGUCGAUUAGGAUUUAUCGCAGAUGCGACUGCGUAUUGAGAAAUGUUGCGCGAAGUGUUUUUGACAUUUGACGAAAUUAUCUUUUAGCAAAUGAUUAAUGACUCGUCUCUAGACGAGUUUUAUUUACUUUUCUCAAGUUUUUUAUUUAGAGAAAUUAGUUUAAGUAUUAAUUGGACUCCGUUUCAUGAGUCUUUACGUUCCUUACUAUUUUUAAUAUACUUAUUUAAUAUACUUAUUUAUAUGUCUACUACUUAUUUGUAAAGGAAAGAGAGAUACUAAAACCGACAUAUAUACAAUUUUUGAACGGAUAUUCUUAUGAAAUUGUAUUGCAAUUUCGAUGAUUUCAUUUCUUUUAUAUUUUUCUUUGAAAGUGAAUGAAAAUUGAGAUCUAAGAAAUUGGUUUUCAAAAUCGACUCACUAAAAAUCCACAGAAACACAACAAAUAGAUAAAAAUAAAAAUAAAACAAAUAUAGAAAUCUACAACUAAUAUUGUAGAAAAAUAUCAUAUGAAAAAAACAUUUUCUUAUUACUACUUUUUUUUAUUAUGUAAUUUGAC
Molecule: messenger RNA, 2838 nt
Organism: Nylanderia fulva
Lineage: Eukaryota; Metazoa; Arthropoda; Insecta; Hymenoptera; Formicidae
Source: RefSeq, a predicted model, not a curated record